GCGGGUGUGGCAAGCUGGGACACGUGAUGUGUGCCUGGAAAUCGAGGCACCAGUGGAACCAUGGCCUGAGGAAUGUGCCAAGCAUCCCGAUGUCUACAGCAAAAAGCGCCUUGUUUGCAGCGAUCUGGGGAACACUAUUGCUACCAAGAAAAAGGAAACCCUGAUUGUGAGGCUUGAUAUUCCAGAAAGAAAGUAGAUCUCACGUGAGUAAAUAUGCCUUAUAUGCAUAUUUCCAUGCCCAGCACCUAAUGUGACGUGGCCACGGGUGGUCCACCCUUCGUUGUCUAGAUGGCUUUGUUCUGUCACCAAAGACACAAUCCUGGCUAUGUUCUCAACAGUUAAGUAUCCUGUUGGGGGCAGUUGCGCAGCUCAAAUUUCGAUUGCUGCCUCAUCGCUAUCAUCAUGGGUAAAUUCCUGACGCCCAAGCAAACAGACGAACUGCACAAAUCGAUAGUCGCUUACCUUCUAUCGAUGAAUGCUGUCCAGAGUGUUGCUGCAAUUACUGAAGAGCUUCAAUUUACCGAAGUCCCGGACCAGGCUUUCCGCCAGAAGUACGUUGGGGCGCUAGAAAGAAAAUGGUCUGCCAUUUCUCGGAUCCAGAAAAGGGUAUUAGAUCUAGAAGCUGAGAAUCUAACUCUUCGAGAGAAUGCGCACUCCACGGCUGUGACAAGUCGGUCAAAACAAGUCCAAGACCCUGUGAACUGGCUUCCAGGCCGUUCAGCCACACAUACUCUCCAAUCGCACCGGUCGGGUGUUACCUGUACUGCAUUUCAUCCAGUUUUCACUGUUCUUGCGUCCGGAUCUGAGGAUUGCACAGUAAAAAUAUGGGACUGGGAGCUUGGUCAAAUGGAGCGGACGCUCAAAGGACAUACGAGGGCUGUCUCCGGGGUCGAUUUUGGUGGACAGCCAGACCAUGUUGUGCUAGCAUCAUGUUCAAGCGAUCUUACCAUUAAAAUUUGGGAUCCAAAUAAGGAUUACGCAAACACACGCACGCUUUCUGGGCAUGAUCAUACUGUGUCGACGGUGCGGUUCCUCACGCCCACUGGAAAUAUUCUUGCAUCUGCUAGCCGAGAUGCUUCUAUCCGACUCUGGGACGUGUCUACCGGAUAUUGUAUCAAAACUGUGCAAUCCGAUGGUGCCUGGAUCCAGGACAUAUCUCCUUCAUAUGACGGGAGGUGGCUGGUAACUGGCGGGCGCAAUCAAACAGCCACAAUCUGGGAUGUUUCAUCCGGGAAAGCUAUUGCGAAUUUAUUUGGCCAUGAUAACCACCUCGAAUGCUGCGCAUUUGCGCCACCAGCAAGCUAUCCAUAUCUAGCAACCCUAGCUGGACAGAGGAAAUCCGUCGGCGAAAGAGUAGAGUUUGUGGCGACAGGAUCCAGAGACAAAACAAUCCAGCUUUGGAGCUCACGUGGAAGACUCGUAAAGACGCUCGUCGGCCAUGAUAACUGGGUACGGGGGCUGGUUUUCCACCCAGGUGGGAAGUAUCUAAUCAGUGUUGGGGAUGACAAGACAGUGCGAUGUUGGGACCUUUCCCAGGAGGGACGCUUAGUGAAGACUAUCGAAGGUGUACAUGGGCACUUUGUCAGUUGUAUUCGAUGGGUCAGCAUCAUCCCUAAGUCAUGCAAGCAGACCGUCCAGUCACCCUCAAGGACCACGAGAAAAGAUAUCCCAUUAACUGACUUCCGGUGCGUCUUCGCAACCGGGAGUGCGGACUCUUGUGUUCGGGUUUUCAUGUAAACCCCAGGAUUUGGUUUUUAGGGCUUGAUCACUAUAAUGGAGCUUUGUUGGGGGGUUCAUGAAUACCUACAUAGCCAUCCUAU
Aspergillus ochraceoroseus IBT 24754 is the source of this 1820-nucleotide messenger RNA. Its product is annotated as WD40 repeat domain-containing protein. Bases 403 to 1737 code for a protein of 444 amino acids. NCBI's taxonomy places the organism in Eukaryota, Fungi, Ascomycota, Eurotiomycetes, Eurotiales, Aspergillaceae. The transcript has 3 exons. The record is from RefSeq and is a predicted model, not a curated record. Gene Ontology annotation, molecular function: protein binding.